Molecule: messenger RNA, 215 nt
Organism: Gryllus bimaculatus (two-spotted cricket)
Lineage: Eukaryota; Metazoa; Arthropoda; Insecta; Orthoptera; Gryllidae
Source: the annotation of a GenBank genome assembly
ACAUGGUUGAAAAAAUCAACCCAUCAAGUCCAGAAAGUUACAAAAAGUUCAAGACUCUCAUACAAAGUUGCAAAACAUAUAAUCCAGUGAAAGACAUACACACGUGGAAAGACGCAGUGAAUAAGGAAAUGAAGGAUUUAGGAGAUAUCGCCCUUGAGGACGCAGGGUAUUUUCAGAACUUUACGCGCCUGUUCUUGGGUCUUUUACAGCACGAC